This is a messenger RNA of Cantharellus anzutake, 219 nucleotides long. RefSeq lists its product as uncharacterized. NCBI's taxonomy places the organism in Eukaryota, Fungi, Basidiomycota, Agaricomycetes, Cantharellales, Hydnaceae. The record is from RefSeq and is a predicted model, not a curated record. Gene Ontology annotation, molecular function: RNA polymerase II cis-regulatory region sequence-specific DNA binding; DNA-binding transcription factor activity, RNA polymerase II-specific. Gene Ontology annotation, biological process: regulation of transcription by RNA polymerase II. The transcript is spliced from 2 exons. The coding region runs from base 1 to 219 and encodes 72 amino acids. Gene Ontology annotation, cellular component: nucleus.
AUGGAGGACGUAGGCGGGCGCACGAGAAACUACGUGUGUCGUAUUCAAGGAUGUGGGAAAUGUUUUCAGCGUGGAGAGCAUCUGAAGAGGCAUGUGCGGAGCAUACACACGAACGAGAAGCCUUUCAAAUGCCCAUAUGCUGGCUGCGGUAAAGAUUUCAGUCGAAGGGAUAAUCUCUUCCAGCAUACCUCUAUUCAUGCCAAGUAUGCUGCGAGGUAA